UCGAGCAAAUAUUGGACCCGAGACCACGGGACGAAAAUCACAGAACAAACUUUGAUGCUUUCGGGUCGUACCCGCGUGCAUGCUGCUGCUGCCCGGCUGACGUGCCCUGGCACCAUUCGUCAAUGGCAAUACAAAAGGAACCAAUGGCCAAGGGGCGAAAAUACAAUCAGGGCUUGCGUCUGUGGUGUCUUCACUCUGUGCUUUCCCGUUUCACCUUCUCCACUCCAUUCCGAAUUCAUCCGCUGCAGUCUAAAAAUGGUUUACGAAUCGACCGGCAAGUUCCAACUGGUGGAAGGAGACGUCGACAACUUUGACAAGAUGAUGGAAGCCGUCGGUGUUUCGGCCGAGAAGCGCCAAAAGGGCCGCACCUUGAAGCCCAUCAUCGAGUUCUCGCACGAUGGCGACAAGUACAAGGUGACCGGAUCUGCCGAAGGCAUUCCCGAACGCACCAAGGAAUUCGUCUUGGACGUCGAGCAGGAAGAGACCACCAUCGACGGACGCAAAGUCAAGAGCACUUACAAGCGUGAGGCCAAGGGACUGAUGAUCCAACACGAAGUCCAGGAGAACGGCAUGGUGGUCGUCUACCACCGUGAAAUCAAGGGAGACCAAAUGCAUGUGAAAGUCACUUGCGGUGAUCUCGUCGCCAACCGCCUCUACAAGAAAAUGUAAAUCACAUCAAGAACCUUUUUGACGAUCGGCUAAUUCCAUCGGCUGAUUUGAUUGUACAUCGGAAAUUGAAUUGCAAUUUAUUCGAUUAUUAUAUUCAAAGAAAGGCUAGCGCGGUUGAAAAUGAAUAAAUCACUGCACAACAAA
This is a messenger RNA of Daphnia pulex (common water flea), 813 nucleotides long. Its product is annotated as fatty acid-binding protein, muscle-like. Gene Ontology annotation, cellular component: nucleus; cytosol. Gene Ontology annotation, molecular function: fatty acid binding. The record is from RefSeq and is a predicted model, not a curated record. NCBI's taxonomy places the organism in Eukaryota, Metazoa, Arthropoda, Branchiopoda, Diplostraca, Daphniidae. The transcript has 5 exons. Gene Ontology annotation, biological process: fatty acid transport. Bases 55 to 669 code for a protein of 204 amino acids.